AUGACCUCCAACACCAAUCCAGACCUCGACACCAACCAAAUAGACCCCAAUGUAGCCUCCAACCUCCCCCCCGCCCACGCAAUCACAACAACCCGCCACGGCACCAGCUACUGGGACACCACCAACACAACCCGCAUAACCCUCACCCUCCCCGACAAAACCACAAAAUUCUACUUCCUCAAAACCCUCAAAAAUGACCUAGGCAAAAACAUCCUCUGCGGCGAAUAUGCAUCCAUGCAGGAAAUCCACCGCGUAGUCCCGGAUUUCGCGCCGAGGCCGAUCACCUGGGGGACUUAUAAAAAUGACUCCGAGACGCAUUUCUUUCUCUGCGAGUAUCGUGAUAUGAUACUGGCUAGGGAUGAGAUGCCUGAUCCAGGAGUGUUUACGGGGAGAUUGGCGGCGUUGCAUCAGAGCCAGAGUCGGAGUCCGGAGGGGAAGUUUGGGUUCCAUGUUCCUACGUAUAGUGGGUAUUUACCGCAGUAUACAGGGUGGGAGGGGAGUUGGGAGGUGUUCUUUUCGAAGAGUUUGCGUGUUGCGAUGGAUUUGGAGAUUAAGGCGAAGGGGUAUGAUGCUGAGUUUGAUGUGCUUGUGCCGGUUAUUUUCGAGAAGAUUGUUCCGAAGUUGUUACGGCCGUUGGAGAGUGAGGGACGAAGCGUGAAACCGGCGCUGGUACAUGGGGAUCUGUGGUAUGGGAAUUCGGGGACGGAUAGGGUAUCCGGGGAAUGUCUGGUUUUCGAUGCGUGUUGUUUUUACGCGCAUCAUGAGUAUGAAUUCGGGCAAUGGAUGCCGGCUUGUAAUCGGUUUGGAGAGGAGUAUCGUGCGGCGUAUCGGGGGUUUGUGAAGCCUUCGCCGCCGGAGGAGGAUUAUCCUGGGCGGUUGGAUUUGUAUAAGCUACGGUUUAAUACCCAUGUUUCUGCGCUUUUUACGAAUGAUGCAUCGUUGAGGAAACAGAUGAUAAACGACAUGAAAGACCUCGUCAGCCGAUAUGGCUAG
Messenger RNA from Aspergillus glaucus CBS 516.65, 993 nucleotides. RefSeq lists its product as uncharacterized. The transcript has 5 exons. NCBI's taxonomy places the organism in Eukaryota, Fungi, Ascomycota, Eurotiomycetes, Eurotiales, Aspergillaceae. The record is from RefSeq and is a predicted model, not a curated record. The coding region runs from base 1 to 993 and encodes 330 amino acids.